GUCAGUGUCACAUGCUUCCACAAACACGCCCCAUGCGGACUGUUUAAAAGGGUCUCCCACCAAGAUUGUUUUCAACAGACUGACCUGAGAGAGUACAACUCGGCUGUGAACCCUCCUCUCCAUGAUGAAGAUGCAGGCAACAUUAUUUUUAGCUCUGCUGGUUCUUACAGCCGCAGUUCACUGCGACCCCCAGUUUUAUCUGCCCAUCGACUGUGAUGACAUCUAUCGCCAUGACAACACCACCUCCAGUGGGGUGUACAUCAUCUAUCCUGGAGGUCCCACCACACCCCUGCAGGUCUACUGUGACAUGGACACUGACGGAGGCAGAUGGACUGUAUUUCAGAGGAGGCUCGAUGGGACUGAAAGCUUCUUCAGGCCCUGGAGUCACUAUAAAACUGGAUUUGGGAAGGUGGCCGGAGAAUAUUGGCUUGGCCUGGAAAACAUCCUCCUGCUGAGUAUGAGGAAGAAGAAUGAGUUGCGGGUUGACAUGGAGGACUGGGAGGGAGGGAAGGUAUUCGCCCAAUAUUCCUCCUUCUCAAUCGAUACUGAGAACGCUGGGUAUCAGCUUCAUGUGGGCAGUUUCACUGGCGGAUCAGCAGGUGACAGUUUAGUAAAUAACAACAACAUGAAGUUCACCACCUUUGACAAAGACCAGGACCAGUGGGAUAAAAACUGUGCUCAGCAUUUUCUAGGUGGAUUCUGGUACAACGCCUGCCACGAGGCUAACCCCAACGGGAUGUACGCGCCUCAUGGUGCCAUCGGAUUUGAGAACGUCCAUGUCAUUUGGAAUGCAUGGAAGGGCUGGAACUACUCCCUUAAGACUAUCGCCAUGAAGAUCAGAUCAGUUGCUACGUGUUCAUGCACACAUUAACCUGAUUAACUGAUUAGCUGAUUAGCUGUAGCUUAAAUAGAUUAUGGUAAUACAUCACCCUCCAUCAAGUGGGGAGAGUUGGGGAGCCGCACCUCCAGCACCUGUGUUGUUCCUACAAUAUGUAUAGAAAAAUAUGAAAUGUCAGUUAUUCAUUUAUUCUUUCAAAAAGGCAAAUCAGUCAGAAUAUUUGAGUUCAACAGGCUGAAUGCAUUUGCUCCCUAUACUCUACUUUCCUGUUUAUUCAGUCUCUUCUUUUGUUAUGUUGAAUUUUGUAAAAUAUUUUGGGGUCGUUAGUUUUGAUAGGUCUUAUAUAAAUAAACUUUAUACUGCA
This is a messenger RNA of Dicentrarchus labrax (European seabass), 1202 nucleotides long. RefSeq names its product microfibril-associated glycoprotein 4-like. The record is from RefSeq and is a predicted model, not a curated record. Gene Ontology annotation, biological process: elastic fiber assembly. The transcript is spliced from 5 exons. NCBI's taxonomy places the organism in Eukaryota, Metazoa, Chordata, Actinopteri, Moronidae. Bases 122 to 871 code for a protein of 249 amino acids.